AUGGACAUCUCCUUGUUUCUGGUUUUGGGCUAUCUUGGCCUUGUCAUGAUUGCUCAAGUGGUGACCUGUGAUCCUCCACCAAAAGUGGCUCAAGGCAAUUUCAUCCCUCCUCUGGACAUCUACCAUUAUCCAACCGUUAUACAAUACUCCUGUGACCCAGGUUAUGUUCGCAAUGGAUCCGAACAUCGACAUUGUUCCGAUGAUGGACAAUUCAAACCUGAUCCACCUGUUUGUGUCAAGGUUAACUGUCCUGAGCUGGAGAUUGUAAAUGCCGAGAUGGUUUCAGGCGCUCGACCCCCGUACGGGCACAUGGCGUCCGUGACGUUUGAGUGCAUAUCUGGAUACAAGAUGGUUGGCUCUCCCACCGUGACGUGUGACAUCAACAGUCGCUGGUUACCGAAACUUCCAAGUUGUCGGCGAAAAGAAAGUCCUAAAUUGACUACAACGGUUACAACCCCUAAGGCCAAAGUGACGCCAACAACAGCCUCUUCUGAACCAGAUCCUGAAACGGAAAACAAAAAUGAUGGUAGUCAUUUGGGGAUGUCUCUGGGUAUUGCUUUUGCAGCUAUCGGAAAGGCCACUCCGACCAUGAGGCUACCACAGAUGUGGAGGGGAUGGUGCUCUCGUGAUGGCAGGACUCCUGCUGGCACAACAUUGCUAGAAAUGGGAAGAGGACUGUAACUGAUGUCUGUGUCGAGUGGACGUCGAAUUAGUUUCUCAUGACAGAUCAGUAACACAUUCCAGUUAGCACUAUGCUCGAAUUUUGGUUUUUGUCAGCGCAUUUUUGAAAACAAUAAUAUACAUAACAGUUCCCCUCACUUUUACUUCUAAUUUUCCACUUACAUUGAAAUGCAGGCAGUGCAUCUUAGGUAUGCCUAAAUGGAAAAUGAACUUCCCAUGAUCAGUACAAUUUGACUCGGUGGUCGAAAUCAAAUGUGCACUUUGCUUCAAGCGUGUCAGAUUUCCCCCAAUAACCCGAAUGGGAUCUCUGAGAUGGAAGGAGGAAAAAGUUUAUUAUUUAUGUCUUCGUGCACUUCAAGUGUAUUAGUUGUGGCAAUUAUGACUGCCAAAGUUUUGCAUUGUCAUGAGCCUGCUGUGUGACAGCCGUGAGAGGUUUUGUUAUGGCUAAAAAAAAAAAAAAAAAAAUGAAUGUAUUGUAAAUUGCCACUAGUUAAACGUUACCUUUAAGCACUGUUUAAUUUGAUGUUUGCUCUGAUUUAAAAUAAGCUUUGAUUUAUAACUUAUGAAUUAUGACUGCCAAAGAUUUGUAUUGUCAUGAACCUGCUGUGACAUGAGAGGGUUUUGUCUUGGCUGAAAAAAAAAUGUAUUGUAAAUUGCCACUACAUUACCUUUUAAGCACUGUUCAAUUUGUUGGGUUUUCCCCUAUUUGAAAUGUUUUAGAAGGUAAAUUAAAUAAAGUUUAAGAAUAGCCA
Messenger RNA from Syngnathus acus (greater pipefish), 1433 nucleotides. Its product is annotated as membrane cofactor protein-like. Lineage: Eukaryota; Metazoa; Chordata; Actinopteri; Syngnathiformes; Syngnathidae. The transcript is spliced from 8 exons. Bases 1 to 681 code for a protein of 226 amino acids. The record is from RefSeq and is a predicted model, not a curated record.